AUGCAGCCGCUGCCAGGAGACCGGCCGGGAAGAUGGAGGAGAGGUGUCUGCCUCCAACAGGUGGGCCCUCGGUCGUACCUGGUGGAUGUUGAAGGAACUUUGUACAGGCGUAACAGAGUGGCCCUAAGACCAGCCGAAAAGGACACAUCAGAUAGACCACAGGAAGGACAGGUCGCGGAUGUGGUGCUCCUCUGUGUGCUGGAUCUGGGGUGGCCCACCCGGCUGCCAGCGCGCAGUUCAGCUCGGAUCCCUUGA
Knipowitschia caucasica is the source of this 255-nucleotide messenger RNA. The record is from the annotation of a GenBank genome assembly. Lineage: Eukaryota; Metazoa; Chordata; Actinopteri; Gobiiformes; Gobiidae.